Physeter macrocephalus (sperm whale) is the source of this 1821-nucleotide messenger RNA. Its product is annotated as zinc finger protein 160-like. Bases 1 to 1821 code for a protein of 606 amino acids. NCBI's taxonomy places the organism in Eukaryota, Metazoa, Chordata, Mammalia, Artiodactyla, Physeteridae. Gene Ontology annotation, molecular function: DNA-binding transcription activator activity, RNA polymerase II-specific; RNA polymerase II cis-regulatory region sequence-specific DNA binding. Gene Ontology annotation, cellular component: nucleus. Gene Ontology annotation, biological process: regulation of transcription by RNA polymerase II. The record is from RefSeq and is a predicted model, not a curated record. The transcript has a single exon.
AUGCAUGUGUUUGAGUGUCAGUGGAGAGAUGAUGAAAGAAAUUACAAAGGAAUGCCUAUAGCCCAUAGUGAAAAUCUCACUGACAGAAAAAAUCAACAUGGUGGAAGGGAUACUGGAAACAAACUUAUUGAAAAUAAGCUUACAUUAAGCUUUUGGGAUGAACUGCAUAUAUUUAAAAGUGAAGAGAAAUUUGAUGAAUUUAAUCAGGCUGACAAGAGUAUCAACAGCAGUACCUCAUUUUUACCACUUCAGACGAUUUCUCCUAUUGUCCAAACCAACAUUUCUAAUACAUAUAAGAAUGACUUUAUGCAUCCUUCAAUACUGAUACAAGACCAGAAAGCACACAAGGAAAAACCUUACAAAUGUAAUGAGUGUGGCAAAACCUUUCCUUAUGGCUCAAACCUCAGUAGACAUCGGUUAAUCCACACAGGAGAGAAACCAUAUAAUUGUGAUGUAUGUGGUAAGGUGUUUAGCCGAAAUUCACACCUUGCGUGUCAUCGGAGAAUUCAUACUGGAGAGAGACCUUACAGAUGUAAAGAGUGUGGCAAAGCCUUUAAUCAGCGCUCAAACCUCACUCGACAUCAGGUCAUCCAUACAAGAGAGAAGGCAUAUGAAUGUGAUGUGUGUGGUAAGGUCUUCAGUCGAAAAUCAAUCCUUGGAAGUCAUCAGAUGGUGCAUUUUGGAGAGAAAUCUUACACAUGUAAUGAGUGUGGCAAAGCCUUUAGGAAGCGUUCAAGCCUUACUCAGCAUAAGAGGAUCCAUACUGGAGAGAAGCCUUACCUAUGUGUUGAGUGUGGAAAGGCCUUUCGGAAGCAUUCAAAUCUUACGCAACAUAAGAUAAUCCAUACUGGAGAGAAACCUUACAGAUGUAAUGAGUGUGGCAAAGCCUUCAGUGUGCACUCAGCCCUCAGGAACCAUCGGAUAAUCCACACAGGAGAGAAACCAUACAAAUGUGAUGUGUGUGGCAAGGUCUUUAGUCGAAAUUCAGUCCUCGUGAGUCAUCAGAGGCUGCACACUGGGGAGAAACCUUACAAGUGUCGUGAGUGUGGGAGGUCAUUUAUUCAACGUUCACUCCUUUGGAUUCAUGAGAAAAUUCAUACGGGCGAGAAACCUUACAAAUGUAAUGAGUGCGGCAAAGCCUUUCCCGUGCGGUCAAUCCUUACCCAACACAUGAGAAUCCAUACUGGAGAGAAACCUUAUAUAUGUGUUGAGUGUGGCAAAGCCUUUACAAAACAUUCAAAUCUUACUCAACAUAAGACAAUCCAUACUGGAGAGAAACCAUACAAAUGUGAUGAGUGUGGCAGAGCUUUUACCCAAAUUUCAAGUCUUAGUAGGCAUCAGAGAAGGCAUACUGGAAAGAAACCAAAUAAAUGUAGUGUGUGUGUCAAGGCUUUGAUGCAGCAGUCACAGCUGUGGGGUCAUGAGAGAACUCACACUGGAGAACUCAAAUGCAAUUUGUGUGGCAAGGCUUUUAUCCAGCACUCAAGCCUUGCGGCACAUCAGAGGAUUCAUAGAGGAGAAAGACCUUAUAAAUGUAAUAAAUGCGAUAAGGCUUUUAUCCAGAAUUCACAACUUUGGCGUCACAAGAGAACUCAUAUUGGAGAGAAAUCUCAUAAAUGUAAUGAGUGUGGCAAAGCCUUUACAGAUAGUUCACAUCUUAAUCGACAUAAGAUAAUUCAUACUGGUGAGAAACCUUACAAAUGUCAUGAGUGUGGCAGAGCUUUUACCCAAUUAACAAACCUUUCUAGGCAUCAGAAAAUACAUACUGAAAAGAAACAUUAUAAAGCUGAUACAUGUGGCAGUGCUUUUAUUAAAAGCUGA